ACACCUCUUUAUCUUGUAAACCACGGGGAGACCGGCCCCAUCCGGUGCAACCGCUGCAAAGCUUACAUGUGUCCCUUCAUGCAGUUCAUUGAAGGUGGCAGGAGGUACCAGUGUGGAUUUUGUAACUGUAUAAAUGAUGUCCCCCAGUUCUUCUUUCAACACCUGGACCACAUGGGCCGACGGAUAGACCACUAUGAGAGGCCUGAGCUGUCCCUGGGAUCUUACGAGUACGUGGCUACCUCGGAUUAUUGCCGAGUGAGUAUUGCCGGUGUGCAAACCAGUGCACAGCGUUAUGGCAAAACAAACAAGCUCCUCAGAGUAAAUGCACUUGUAAGCUGCAUAUCAGUUUCCAGGAACAUUCUAGGAAAUAUGGAUAGUACAAUGUUUUUGUUCUUUUGGGCUGUGGAACGUGAUACAAGUAUGCACAACCAGAUUCAUGGAUCAGCAGUCUAAGUGAGACAUGUGUUUGGUCCUUCCCAGCAUGUUGCAUGGUCAGGGGAUUUCUUUGAAAUUCUGCUGUCUUGUUGCAUUUUAGAUGUAUCUUCUACUCAUUUGGAAGACAGAUACAUGCCUAAAUUGCUUUCCCAGUACCCAAAACCUCAGCGAGGGAAUUUGACCUUGUUAUCUGUUCC
Messenger RNA from Cyanistes caeruleus (blue tit), 632 nucleotides. Lineage: Eukaryota; Metazoa; Chordata; Aves; Passeriformes; Paridae. The record is from RefSeq and is a predicted model, not a curated record.